UGUAUCAUCAUUAGGUUCAAUUUCGUUUAUUGCAGUAGGCUAUUGCAUAAUUUUAUAGUUCAGUAGUUUAGAUGAAUAAAAUAAAGAAGCAAUAUCAAUCAUUAAGUGAGACUUCUGACACAUAAACAUGACAGAUUUGCAAGAACUCUGUGAAAAUGUUAAAAUGGGUCGUGAAUAUGCUCUUUUGGGAAAUUAUGACACUGCAGUGGUUUAUUAUCAGGGGGUAUUGCAACAAAUUCAAAAACAUUUGGUUUCACUAAAAGAUGUUUCCAAACGAAAUAUGUGGCAACAAGUUCGGCAAGAAUUCUCUCAGGAAUAUGAACAUGUCAAGGGUAUUUCGAACACUUUAGCCAGUUUUAGAUCAGAUGGAAGUUACCCUCAAUCGAACCGACCUAGUAGAGGAGCCGCUUAUGAGGAACCAACUAGGGAUCCAGAUGUUUGGCCACCACCUACACCUGCGGAAAAUCAGGGCCGACCUGCUCCUAAUUAUGGAGGGAAUCGACGCAAUGUACAGCCAGCAAGAGACAGACCUGGAGUGCGUGAUGUCAAACCAUCUGGACCAGAUAGACGUGCUGUUGCUGCAAGACCUGCUGGAAAUCGUGGUGGUGCAGUUGGCAGAAGUAGUGAUGACAAAUAUUCAGCAAAGAGACCUGCAGACAGAGUUAAAAAAGUUGAGAAAGGUCGAGCGAGCUCACCAAAAAGACAGCAAGGCUCUGAAGAUGAACCAAAAUUUGAUGCUACUGGUUAUGAUAAAGAUCUUGUGGAAGCAUUGGAAAGAGAUAUAAUUCAACGACAUCCAAAUAUACAUUGGGGUGAUAUAGCAGGUUUGGAAGAAGCUAAGAAAUUACUACAAGAAGCUGUAAUUUUACCUCUCAUUAUGCCAGAUUUUUUCAAAGGCAUCAGAAGACCAUGGAAAGGUAUAUUGAUGGUUGGCCCACCAGGCACAGGAAAGACGCUUCUUGCUAAAGCAGUUGCCACAGAAUGUAAAACGACUUUCUUCAAUGUGUCAUCAUCUUCUCUUAGUUCAAAAAAUAUAGAGGAGAAUCAGAAACUUGUCAGAUUGUUAUUUGAAAUGGCAAGAUUUUAUGCGCCAAGCACAAUAUUUAUAGAUGAAAUUGAUUCAAUUGGAAGCAAAAGAGGCACGGGUGAUGAACACGAAACUAGCAGGAGAGUGAAAGCAGAACUUCUGAUACAGAUGGAUGGUGUUGGAGGUGUAUCUGGAGGAGAAGAUGCCACAAAAAUGGUCAUGGUUCUUGCUGCAACUAACUUUCCAUGGGAUAUUGAUGAAGCUUUGAAAAGAAGAUUAGAAAAGAGAAUUUAUAUUCCAUUGCCUGAUGCUCUUGCUCGGGAAAGUUUACUUAAAAUCAAUCUAAAAGAAGUGGAGAUAGCUGAUGAUGUCAAUCUAAAAUUAAUUGCCGAUAAGCUUGAAGGAUAUUCUGGAGCUGAUUUAACAAACGUCUGCAGGGAUGCUUCACUCAUGUCUAUGCGUCGCCGUAUCGCCGACCUCAAGCCUGACCAGAUACGUGCUUUACCAAAAGCUGAGCUGCAUAUGCCUGUCACAGCAGAAGAUUUUCAGGAUGCCAGUAAGAAAGUUUCCAAGUCUGUAUCAGCAGAAGAUCUUAAGAAAUACGAAGCUUGGAUGAAUGAAUUUGGAUCCACAUAACUAGUUUCCCGAACUAGUGCGUUUCGAUCAUUUGUAACACCUGGAAUUGUAAGGGUCAAAUUGUUGUUAUUUUCCUGAUUGACAGUUGAAACUAUACCAUGUUUAUUUCCAUUUAUUCUGAAGAAUUUCAAACUAUUGAUUUAUUUGAAUCUUAAAACGCGGUUUAGUUUCAUUGAAUUUGUACAUGUCCGACCUAUUAUAAUAUUAUGAUUGACUGCGAGGGUCAGCGUUGGUAUGUCGCUCUGAUUGCUCAUUUACUUAUGAUCGGUCCCACUGUACCUAUAGAUAGAACGAGAUGAAGUAGUCGUUUUUGUUUUUGGUGAAAGAUUCACCAUUUAUUACGCGCAUCUGGUACUAGUACAUAUGUUUUCCAGGAGUUGAAGAAAUUCAUUUAUAUUAUUUCACUGUAUUUUAUACAAAACAUUGUGUUUUGGUGCCACUCAACUGUGCCUAGUUAGCAAUUAUUUUGUUCCAUUUCUUUAGUUUUAAUAAACUAAACGCACUGAA
This is a messenger RNA of Styela clava, 2170 nucleotides long. Its product is annotated as katanin p60 ATPase-containing subunit A-like 1. Gene Ontology annotation, biological process: microtubule severing. Gene Ontology annotation, molecular function: microtubule binding; ATP hydrolysis activity; ATP binding. Lineage: Eukaryota; Metazoa; Chordata; Ascidiacea; Stolidobranchia; Styelidae. The record is from RefSeq and is a predicted model, not a curated record. Gene Ontology annotation, cellular component: microtubule cytoskeleton.